CUGCGCCCUCCCCUAUACACGCAGCAGGGCGGAGUGCCUUGACGUUCCGUUGCAGGAAACAUUAGGAGUCGUCUUUUGACCAAGUUUGCAGGAAGAGUCGGGCAUUGCCCUUUAUUGUAUGCACUGUAUUUUACAGUGUUAUUGUAGCCAUCUGUAUGUUACUAAUAAGAGCUGAGGAUAGGGCGGUCAUUUGUUAGAGAGGGAUAAACGUCGUUUUCGGAGGGAGGAGAUCGCGAAGCGGAACAAGAGUCUCUGACUUCCCCGCUCCAUCUGCACCAGGCACCUUCUCUGUCACCUCUGCUCUGGCCUUGCUUGCUUCCACUUUCUCGGACAGGUUCCAAGACCUUCAAGAGUGAAAACGGCUGUGUGUUCUUCAUGCGAAGCUGGGACCUGCACCCCCUCAUUCCUUGCCGUGUUUAUUUUUGCGUUUGACAUUAAAGUAGAAAUUGGGGCGACUGGAAUAGUGUAAAAGCCAGACAAACGGAGUGUAGUCCGCUUUCGUCUGCCGCCAUGUCUCUGGCACUGAAACAAGUCUUCAACAAGGACAGGACAUUCCGGCCCAAGCGUAGGUUUGAGCCGGGAACGCAGCGGUUUGAGCUUCACAAGAAGGCACAGGCCUCAUUGAAUGCCGGUCUGGACCUGAAGCAGGCCGUACAGCUGCCCCAUGGCGAGGGUCUCAACGACUGGGUGGCCGUGCACGUGGUGGACUUCUUCAAUCGCAUCAAUCUCAUCUAUGGCACCAUCAGCGACUCCUGCACGGACCAGUCCUGUCCGAUUAUGUCCGGCGGGCCCAAGUAUGAGUACCGCUGGCAAGAUGAGCAGAAGUACAAGAAGCCCACAGCCCUGUCCGCCCCCCGCUACAUGAACCUGCUGAUGGAUUGGAUAGAGGUACAGAUCAACAACGAGAACAUCUUCCCCACCAAUGUUGGUACACCUUUUCCCAAAAACUUCAUGCAAGUAGCGAAGAAGAUCCUGUCUCGCCUGUUCCGGGUCUUUGUACACGUCUACAUCCAUCACUUUGACCGCGUGAGCCAGCUGGGCGCAGAAGCUCACGUCAAUACCUGUUACAAGCAUUUCUACUACUUUGUCACGGAGUUCGGCCUCAUAGACCACAAAGAGCUGGAACCGCUGAAGGAAAUGACGUCUCGGAUGUGUCAUUGAGGGACCCAGCAGCGAUCGCUUGACUUCCCACCAGCUUGAGACGGCUAUACAGAAGACUGAAACAGGAAAUACGAACCACAGAGUCUAUUUUUUUUAAAUAUGUAUUGUAAUUACAUUUAUAGCUGGAAAUGUAUUGAAUAGCCUAUUUUCUGUUUUUCAUGGAAGAUGGAAAAUUUAUAAUCUAGUAUUAACAAGUUAUUUUUUUAAAUGAAAUUAAAUCAUUCCUUUCCUACUUUCCUAUUUUGCUUUAACUUUUAGCUUACAGAAUAUGAUUUAUACCGUCGUAUUUUUUAUAUAUAUAUAUAUAUAAUAUAUUUAUAUAUAUAUAUAUAAAAUUACUAUUGGCGACAUAAAAUACACACUGAGGAUCACUUGCCUUUCAUGUGUGAUCAUGCGGUCGAUGUGGGGUUUUGGAUUGCAGGUUGUUUGGUGCAGGAUUUUUAAAUGGUUUUAAUAUUUUGAAAGUAUCCAAUGUGGAUUUCAGCGACCCACAGAUUUAGAUGAGUAUCAAACCUCAGUUGAAAGACCUCAGGCCAAAUAAUUAUCUGAACAAAAAAGUGUUUAACAUAGCAUGACUUGAUCAUUUGGCGAGAGAUUUUUUGUUAUAGUCUUGGGCUACAUAUUAUUUUCCAAAAGUUUGCACUGGCGAUUUUAGAACUAAAGUAAUUGUGCUCACAUAGUGGGGGGAAGUGAUGUCUAUAAUCUUGCUGUAAAGAAAUUCUGUACAUUACAGCCUCUUCCCAGGUUUCAAUGGGGUUACGUUCCUACAAACCUAUCAUAAGGUGAAAAAUUUUAAUACAGUACACCUAAAUUAAACAGCAUAGCUUAACCUAGCCCACCUUAAACAUGCUUAGAACACUUGCAUUAGCCUACAGUUGGGUAAAAUUUAUAUAAAAUCGUUGAACAUAUCAUGUAAUUGACUGAAUAAUUUAAUGAAAGUGAAAAACAUUUACCCGUAACACGGAGCAUCGUAACCCGGGGAGCGUCUGUAUGUACAAGUGCAGACAGUGUUUGCCCCAGCCAGUCUGUCAGCAUGAGAAUCCAUUUGGUACAUUAAUGCAUUACGGUUUCUGCCACUAGAUGGGGCAAAAGCCGUGCAGCUGUGGGUGGACCGCCCCCACCCCCCCGGAAGAUAAAAGUUUGUUUCCUGUUUAAUGUAAUUAUGAUUGGAAACAUUUCAAUCUCGAAGUACACUGGUUUACGACAUAUGAACGAAAUUACUAUUGGCUGUUAAACAGACCAAGUAUAGAAUCGAACAUUGUAAAACAUGGGGCCGAACCGGCCGUGUCCUACGGUGAGGUUAAUCAAGUGAUUUUGGUUGUGCAACAAAUCACUGUAGUCUGUGGAACGCAGUAUUUAAACGCAAUAUUUAAAAUAAAACUGUCUAGCAAUGCAAAUAAAAGUGCGUAGUUCAUUAUUAA
Messenger RNA from Paramormyrops kingsleyae, 2582 nucleotides. It is a transcript of the gene mob3a, whose product is annotated as MOB kinase activator 3A. The record is from RefSeq and is a predicted model, not a curated record. NCBI's taxonomy places the organism in Eukaryota, Metazoa, Chordata, Actinopteri, Osteoglossiformes, Mormyridae.